CGAUGAUGGAGGCGCCGUCGUCGCUGGAGCAGCGGGUGCCGGCGGAGGAGCGGCACCGGAUCGAGCGGGUGGCGCGGUUCGUGGCGCGGGACCGGGACGGGGACCUGGCGGAGGCGCUGCUGCUGCGGUUGCUGAGGAUCACGCGCAACGGCCGGCGCUGGGGGUUCCUGGCCAACGACCACCCGCUGCACCCCUACUACCUCCAGCAGAAGGUCUCCGAGCAGUGCCGCAUCCUCCGCCCCCGCCACGCCGCCGACCGCUGACCGCCCCCCCUCCGCCGCGCGGCUGCAUGCAUGCAUGCAUCUUGCCGCCUCUGCUCUGUUGUUAAUUUUCCUUUUUCUUUUUCGUCGUCACAUCACAUUUUUUUUUUAGGAUUGUAGUAGUAUGUGAUUAAUUAAUGACGUGCCGUCGUUGUGAGAUCGACUGAGGAUUCAAAGGAGGCAGCCGCUGGUU
Triticum dicoccoides is the source of this 453-nucleotide messenger RNA. RefSeq lists its product as uncharacterized. The transcript has a single exon. The coding region runs from base 3 to 263 and encodes 86 amino acids. Gene Ontology annotation, molecular function: RNA binding. Lineage: Eukaryota; Viridiplantae; Streptophyta; Magnoliopsida; Poales; Poaceae. Gene Ontology annotation, biological process: RNA processing. The record is from RefSeq and is a predicted model, not a curated record.